AAUAAUUUUCUUUCUGUACUUGUGAACUGUGUAGUGUAUUUCUAUUGGGGGCGGUGGCGGUAAUUGCAGUGUCGAAACACCUUGGCUAGAAUUUUUCAUUUUCGUUUACAAAAUUUUAUAAAAUUCCUCGAAUUAAUUUAUUAAAUGUGAAAAAAUUAAACUUUUCAUCAACAAAAAUCGAAAAACAUCAAACUAUUUACCAAAAUCUACAACAAAAAACUAUCCACCCACGUAUAAAAAGCAAAGUAGAUCAUGUAAAAAGAAAUCCAAAAGAAAAAAUAAAAAGAUGAAAAGAUAGACGACGACGACGACUUCUGUGCUCCAUCGUCAUUGUUCUUCGAUUUCAGUGCCUGUCGCUGUCGCUGUAGCUGUCGUUCGUUCGUUUUCGUCCCCGUUUUGAUGAGACCCUUGUGUGGCUGUCGCUGUGCGUGCACUUAAAAUGGCUGAGUGUCUGCAACCGAAAAUGUGCAGUUCGACAAUAAUUAAAUAGUGAAACCCACGAAAAUAAAAAGUCGUAUUAUUUGUGAAUUUUCUUUUUAUACAUUGCAAUUUACAAACAAAAAAUAAGAACAUAAUUUAUAACUCAGUGAAGAAUCGAGUAUUUUGUAAUACAAAAUAAAUAAAACUAUUUGUUGUUUACUUCGUGUUAAUGUUAAGUGAGUUUACCACAAAAUAAAAAAAUUGGUAUUUUACAUUUCACUUCUAACUAAAUACCUAGUUCCUUGAUUUUCAUGUCUUAAGAAGACACAAGAAGAAAGAUAUGCUCAUAAAUUUUUUGGUGCAGCCCCAGCAAACGAAGAAUAAGAAUCAGUGAAAAAAGAAAACGCAUUCGCAUUUCUUUUGUCGACUAGAGGAGCACCUACUAUGGAUUGCAGCUUUACGGACUAUGAUUCGAUUGCUAAUUACCUCAACGAAUCCCAAACAAAACCAUUCGUUGGAGAAAAGAAAUCUUGAAAAAGAGUGACAUUUGACCGAAAGACAUUUAACAGAGAAAACAGAAACAAAACGCAAAACAACAGAAUCAAUCUACACACAUUAAUCGAAUCGAACAACAAAACCAACGCUUCAUUGCAGUCUAGUAUCGAAUGUGUCCGCUCCGCACGUACAUAUGUUUUAUACGUUCUCGGUACAACCCCAAUCGCCGAACACAGAAUCAAGUUAAAAUUCAAAAACGUUCCUACCUACAUACCUAUCGAAUCGACUACUGGUACUGUGUUCUUUGUUCGUGUAGUGUGUUCUAGACCUACCCGAACCGUUAUCUGUAUUGUCUUCGCUCAAGAACAAAGAGGGUGAAUUAAACUCCACAACAACAAACGCAGCAACAACAUCACCAGCUGGGGUUGUUAAACUAAGACGAAAAGGGGAUAAAAUAGUUGAUCGUAGCAGUGCGUAUAGAUUUUCGAUGGCAAAUCUUGAGGAAUCACACGAAUCGGAAUUAGAUGCCAUCUUGGGCGAAUUGAGUCUGUUGGAGCAAGCCGGCAGUAUUUGUGGCAGCAAUGAUAGUCGACUUGGACGCACCCACAGUCGAUCGAAUUCAACAAUUUCAGGUGCUACAAAUUCAUCGAUCUCAUACUCGUCCGAAAGUAAUACCAGUUCGGAUGGGUUAUCAGGGCGAGAGACUCGAACUGAAAGCCCAGACAAUGAUUCAGCAUUUAGUGAUACGGUGUCGUUGCUGUCGAGUGAAUCGUCGGCUUCGAGCAACAUUAGCUCAGCACUCAAUCAUCACAAGCAAAUACUUUUGGCCGAAAAUGAUCAAGAGGUGCAGAUGCGUGAUAAGAGCAAAGCGGCCAAGAUCCAACUAGCGCUUCAUAAAUUGGAACAUGCAUCAAUAAGGCGGCUAUUUGUUAAAGCCUUCACAGCCGAUGGGGCAUCGAAAUCGCUGUUGGUUGAUGAGCGUAUGACAUGUGGUCAUGUGACUCGACUUUUGGCAGACAAGAAUCAUGUUAAAAUGCAGGCACAUUGGGCUUUGGUGGAGAAUUUGAGUGACCUUCAAAUGGAGCGUCUAUUUGAAGACCACGAACUAUUGGUUGAUAAUUUAAUGACUUGGAAUUCGGAUUCAAAGAACAAAGUAAUGUUCCUGCAAAGACCUGACAAAAUCGCCCUAUUCAACAUGCCAGAGAAGUUUUUACCUGGAACUCAGAUGGCUCCAGGCAGCGAGCAUGACGAACAAACGCGAACUAUGUUGUUGGAAGAAUUUUUCGAAUCCAGCGGGCAGCACAUCCAAUUGGACGGACUGUUGUACAUGAAAAGCGAUUCAAAGAAAGGAUGGAAACGUUAUCACUUUGUGCUGCGCACGUCGGGAAUUUAUUACUUUCCCAAAGAGAAAACUAAAUCACCACGCGAUUUGAUGUGUCUUACACUACUAACAGGCUACAAUGUUUAUCGAGGCCUCGGUUGGAAAAAGAAAUUCAAAUCGCCAACAGAAUAUGCAUUCGGUCUGAAAUCCUCCAUUGACUCGUCACCUGGCAAAACAUGCAGAUCAUUGAAAAUGUUAUGUGCCGAAGAUUCGGAAACAAUGGAAAAGUGGGUAACUGCUAUUCGAAUUGCCAAAUAUGGCAAACAACUAUGGGAAAAUCACAAAACACUUCUAGAAGAAAUUAAUAGAACUGACUUGAACAAUUUCUCCUCGAGCAAUAGAAGCGAUUCUAUAAUAAGUAUAGCAUCGACAGUUCCUUCACAGUCGGGUAGCAAUAUCAGUGUUCCUUCUUCUAUGUCUAGUGGACGAUUAUCACGAGCUUCAAGUUCCAGUUCCAGCGGGUGUCUAUCAGAUGAUAACAAUGGUUUUGACUCCGAAUUCACCACCGGCACCAUCAAGCGAAAGCCUUCGAUGAAGCCAAAUCUCCCUCUCACUACUAUGACUCGUCAACUGAAGGAAGUUGGUGAGAUAACUAUUUGCGAAUCGAUUUGUUCCACUUCACCAGAAAACAGUGGAACUCUAACGCGUCAUCAUGUGCGACGACGCAGCGAAGAGAGUAGUGGCAGUGGAACUCUCAAACGAAGACAACACAAUUCGAAGCGUUGCUCAAUGGAGAGCAUGAACUCUUCGAAUAAUUCCACUCCCACACCAACACCUAGUGUUCCCAGUACUCCAAUAUCGGUGAAUGAUAUGAACUUUGUUCCUAAUAUGAAUACAUCUGACCAGAUGUCAGAUAAAAUCACAGAUUCCACAUUAACACUGCCUCCACCUCCACCGCUGGACGCUGUAGAUCAUCGCAUGACAUCUUCAACGUUGUCGCUUGACUCACUGCCACCACCACCUCCUCCAAACGAACUUAUGACUGAUUUCUAUGGCUCGCAGGUGUCUUUGGUCAAUCUACCACCACCACCUCCACCACAAGAACUCAAGCCCGAGUAUAUGUCGAACAAAAAACAACACCAAGCAACAGAUAAUACAUAUUCAAUUCUAAAGGCAAACGAUGUAAAUAACACCUAUCCAUCGCCAGUUGUUGUAGGCACAGGUUCGUAUGUGAAGUCGGUAAAGGCAGCAAUAAAAGCGCCUCCUUAUAAAUCGCCUCCAGCUUACACUGGUGGUCAACCUCCAACAACUAAGCAAAAUACGAACACAAUGACGAAGACAGUGUCAUUUGCUGAUUCUCCAGUUUUACUAAGGCGGAAGGUUUGUUUCGUAGAGCCCCCUCAAGUUGUGCAAUUUCCACCGGUGCGACCAAGCCAAGUACCACGGGAGGUGGGAGUGCCUCUGCCCCCGCCAAGAGCCGAAGCUACACGGCUCUCGAUGAAUGCUGCUACUGCAUCUCCCAAGCGUUUAGUUGACUCAACCGCAAACCCACCUAGGGAUUUCUUAAAGGACUUGCAACGGGUCAUGCGCAAGAAAUGGCAGGUCGCUCAAAAGUGUAAACUUGAGCCUUCAACCACACCACAUGAGGUCCUGGGUUUCCGAGACUUCCCCGAAGAAUUCGGUGGCGGCAACUCGCACUACUACCGCGAAACCGCAAAUGUAAGCAACUGGGUACAAGAACACUACGGCUCAGGAGCUGACUAUGCGCUCUAUGAGAAUGUUAACAGCGAUAGUCACAACAUACCAGAGCAGUUCCCUAUAUCUUCCCCAUCCAUACUAACUCCCAUCAAGAAACGGCCUCCUCCGCCCCCGCCAAAACGAAGCGAGUCAACCCACUUGACUCAUCGAAUAUAAAAAAAGAUGCAUUUAAAAAUAUUCAAAGUUAUUUAUGUAGAUUUUUUUUAUAGUUUUUUAUUGAAUGAACAACAUCUGUGGAGCGCACAAAUUAAAUUUGCGAUAAACAAAUAAACUAUACAACUACCCCGCGAAAAAAUAUACAAACAAAUAUUAAAACUGGAGCAGCUCUACUCGAUCUUUCCUAUUACAAUCAAUAAUACAAAUAAUUUAAUCGAUUACUCACGCUCUAUCUGAAGCUCAAUAGAUACAAUUUUUAAAACAAUUUCUUUUACACAUAUUCUAUCCAAGGUACAGCGGGGAAUGUGCAAAUACAAAAUGUUUUAUUUUGUUAUAAUUUACAUUGUUUUACACUUUAAAAGACGGCCGGCGAGGCACGGCGCGGCGGAUGGUGGUUACUUGUACUCUUAUCUUAAGAAUACACUUAGCGUCAAAGAAUAUAUAAUUAUUAUAAUAAAAAUAAUAAUAAAUUUAUUAUCACUUUUUUAAACUUAAAAACAAAAAAAUAUAGUAAUUUAAUUAUUGAAGUGCCAUAGGCGACUUUUGAUCAAACGAAGAAAAACAAAACUUAAUAAAUAGAUUCAUAUUUUUUUAUAUUAAUACAAUUCAUAUUGCAUUUGUACUAACAAAAAUAAAUAAAUAAAGUUGGCUUGCUCUAAUAUCAUGAUCAUCCCAAUGCGGCGCAAAAAGCUGCAUUACAAAAUAAAACUUAAUACAUAAUAGAUUUUAUAUUAAAAUACAAAACAAAAUGUGCAUGUCUCGUUUUCAGAAAAGUUUUCUUUUUAUACAUAAAUAUCAAAUGUGACAAAGUUAAGUUAAGCUUUUUAUACGGAAUUUUUUAUAAUUUUAUUUACAAAACAAGAAAUAAAAAAAAACAAUAGGGAAAAUGAAACAUACUAAAGUGAAGAAAAAUAAAAUCAACUAAAAAAAGAAAAUAUAAACAGCCAAAAAGAAAUAUCCAAUGUAAAUUUCAUUGAAAUAUCAGAAAAGAAAGAUAAAAAUGUAUUAAAAUUUAAAUAUUAAGUCUAUUAUUAUUACGGGGCGGACCGACCGUGCGAUGAUGGUCGCUAAUGGAUAUAAAAAAAACAAAAA
This is a messenger RNA of Eupeodes corollae, 5242 nucleotides long. RefSeq names its product abnormal cell migration protein 10 (gene pico). Gene Ontology annotation, biological process: signal transduction. The coding region runs from base 1403 to 4150 and encodes 915 amino acids. Lineage: Eukaryota; Metazoa; Arthropoda; Insecta; Diptera; Syrphidae. The record is from RefSeq and is a predicted model, not a curated record. The transcript is spliced from 4 exons.